This is a messenger RNA of Siniperca chuatsi (mandarin fish), 2989 nucleotides long. It is a transcript of the gene ghrhrl, whose product is annotated as growth hormone releasing hormone receptor, like. Gene Ontology annotation, molecular function: peptide hormone binding; growth factor binding; G protein-coupled peptide receptor activity. The transcript is spliced from 13 exons. NCBI's taxonomy places the organism in Eukaryota, Metazoa, Chordata, Actinopteri, Centrarchiformes, Sinipercidae. The record is from RefSeq and is a predicted model, not a curated record. Gene Ontology annotation, biological process: cell surface receptor signaling pathway; positive regulation of cell population proliferation; adenylate cyclase-activating G protein-coupled receptor signaling pathway. Gene Ontology annotation, cellular component: plasma membrane. The coding region runs from base 54 to 1301 and encodes 415 amino acids.
GGCUCAGCAUCCCGUCCUGCAGCGGACUGAACGGAGGAUACUGAACCGACAGCAUGUCCUGUCUCCAUAUCAGAGGGCUCUUUCUCACUCUGUGUUUGGCUCCAGCUGCUUUGUCGAGCCUGCACCCUGAAUGUGAGUUCAUAUUUCAGCUGGAGAAAGAGGAGCGUAAUUGCCUUCAGUACAUUGCAGAGCAGGGCAACAGAAGCACAGAAGGUUGUCCGCCAUUCUGGGACGCAGUCGUCUGCUGGCCUCAUGCAGUCGUUGGGGAAACCGUCCACAGAGCUUGUCCUAUGGUCUUCUCCCUCUUCAGAAACAACACAGGUUCAGUUAGCCGUAACUGCACAAGUGGAGGUUGGUCCAGACCUUUACCACCGUACCACAUCGCCUGCAGUGUGGAUGAUGACAUUCCCGAGGCAGAGCAGUCAUACUUUGCCACAGUGAAGGUGAUAUACACCAUCGGCUACAGCAUCUCUCUAGUGGUGCUGGCUGUUGCUGUGUUGAUCCUGCUGCUCCUCAGGAGGCUGCGUUGUGCCAGGAACUUCAUUCACAUCCAGCUCUUCAUCACGUUUAUCCUGAAAGCUGUGGCGGUGUUCAUAAAGGAUGCUACUCUGUUCUCAAAUGACGACACCAACCACUGCACUCUUUCCACAUUUGCCUGUAAGGCCUCUGUGGUCUUCUGUCACUACUGUGUAAUGGCCAAUUUUUUCUGGCUCCUGGUGGAGGCGCUCUAUCUCAAUUCCCUGCUGCUUUCAUCCUUUUAUUACAGCCGUCGAUGCCUCUGGGGCUUCAGCCUGUUGGGAUGGGGUGUACCUGUGCUCUUCAUCGUCCUGUGGAUUGGAUCCAGGGUGUAUUUUGAAGACACAGAAUGUUGGGACAUCAACGAGGACUCGCCCUAUUGGUGGAUCAUCAAGGGACCAAUUGUUGUGUCUAUAGUGGUCAACUUUAUGCUCUUCAUGAACAUCAUCAGAAUCCUGAUACAGAAGCUCAAUCCUCGGCUGAUCCAGUUCAAUAAUGCUUCACAGUACAGACGCCUGACCAAGUCCACUCUCCUCCUUAUCCCUUUGUUUGGUACUCACUACAUGUUCUUCAAUUUUCUGCCCGACUACUUCAAUGUUAACCUGCGCCUCUGUAUCGAGCUCUGCAUUGGAUCCUUCCAGGGGCUUCUUGUAGCAAUUCUCUAUUGCUUUCUUAAUCAAGAGGUCCAGAAAGAGGUCCACAUGCAGUGGCUGAGGUGGCAGGAGCGGAGCUAUGGUGUGGUGUCACCUGCUGCAAAGGGCAGCCAGAUGGACACACCCUUCUAGUGGUGUCCUGACAUGCCUUCACCCUCUUCCUAUAGGUCUUCUGCUAACAACAUGAACAUUCACAGAGGAUUGCUUCUGUGCACAUCAUCGUCACUAAUGGGCUGUACAGUACACACCAGUGGUUGUCGGUCAUGCACCACUGAAGCCUGAGUCUGUAAAGUUUUCAUUCCAAACUCUACGACAGACUGUUUUACUGGCUGCACUCCUUCAGCCAGAAUUGAGGAACUGAGAUGAACUUUCCAACGGAGAAUGAUUCUGAAAUCUCAUGACAUUUUACACACACAUUUCAAGACAGAUCCUGCCAAUCUCAUAUGCAUAUCCCAUAGGACACUGUGGCAACAACUUUAGAAAGAUCAGCUUCAAGAUUUCCUUUGAGGCCUCACUGGUCAAAUUAAAAUAUGAUAAUUUAGCUGAGUUGUAAGCUUAGCCUAACGAACCAUCAAUUAGCAAGUACAUUUAUUUUACCUGAUAUAAAAAACAACACGCUAACUUGUCAAGUGUACAUUUUAAUAUACUCACUAUGUACACACUCAAGUCAGAUACAGUAUAUUGAAACUUGAUAUCAUUUAUCACCGAUGCUGUAGUGCAGCCUGUAGAAUAUGUGACAUUCCAGACUUUUUGUUAUGGAGCUGUAGCCAAGUGACUCACAAAUGAGACAUCACUCAGCUGACUCACAUGACAAUUCUUUCAUAUUAUUGGUUGGUAUCAUAAUAUUAUAUUACACAAUCCAUAUUAUAUUAUUCAUAUUAUCUCAGACUGUGGGAAGCACUGAUUGAUCGUUAUGACUUGCUCAGCACAUGGGGAACUGUAAUGUUGUGGGGUGCAGCUUAAUGAAUGAAUAUCUUAAAGUCUACUCAUGCUAAGCAGUGACAUUAGCUGCUACAGUGUGUGAGAGUUUUUUUGUGGAAUGAAAACCUGCACACUCUUGAACGUCAAUGGCACACGGUUGGAAACCACUUCACUGUAUACUUUAAAGGUUAAAACCAAUGCAGCGUGUUGUGUUCUGUCAUGUCAUGUGGUCGACUCCACCAGUAUUAAGGAAAUCUCUGCAUCUCCACUGCCAUCUGUGAUUCAGCAAACUUUAUCAUGGUAAUAAUUCUAAAUUGUUUUAAUAUCAGUAUAUAACUUUACCUGUUAAUGUAUCAUACAGUGCUUUCACCUGCAUGGUUAUAUAAAGAAUGGACAAAACGGGAUAUAUGAUUCUCAUAAUUACCAUAUUUGUGUUAGAUCUCUUUUUGUGAGAAAUUUGGAUUAGUGUUUGUAUUAUUUGUGUUAUAACUUCAUAGAACUAUUUCAGCAAGAUAAAGGAUCAUGCAAAAUAUUGUCCACAAUCCUCUUGUCACAAUGAAGUUUCUUUUAUGUAAAUGAAACAUUUGCCUUAAACUGAAUGUGUAAACUAGUCCCUGUCAGUUAGUCACUUUUCUCUGUUGCAUUUGGAUGUUGCUACUUCUCUUGUGCCUCUUUCUGUGAUGUUUUAAUGCCUUAUGAGAGUAACAGGUUCCUGCAAGUUCUGCUUCAUUAUGGCUCUCUGCAACCUCUUUCACAAAAUGAAGAUAUCAUCAACUGGCAGCUACACAAUGUCAAAUCAGUGAUAAAAGAUAAAGCCAGGAAAGUCUUUGUGGCUACAUCUAAUACAAAUACAAUCUUGAUACAAUAUGUGCUGAUGCUAUAACUGUAUGUCAUUAUAA